Linum trigynum is the source of this 3064-nucleotide messenger RNA. NCBI's taxonomy places the organism in Eukaryota, Viridiplantae, Streptophyta, Magnoliopsida, Malpighiales, Linaceae. The record is from the annotation of a GenBank genome assembly.
AUUAUUGUUGAUGCAGCUCCAUAAAGAAAACAUUAAAAAAAAAAAAGAAGAGAACCACAAAGCCUCAAACUCUCGAGAAUGAAAAUCCUAUUAGCACACAAUCAAACAAAAACAAUCAAUUACCAAAACACAGCACACUCAUCUCAUGAUUCAAACCCCACACUCACAAAAAAGAAUGAUAAAUAAAUGGCAAAAUCCAAGCCACUUGUUUAUUUCCCUCAAUCCGUCAUUAUCAUAUAUUUUUCUUAAAAAGACAAAUAAAUAAAUAAAUGAGAUUAUUAGUAAUGAAGGACUUGGUGAUUGAAUUGAAUUGAGCCAAAUAGAAAUCCGCCCGCGAUGACCCACCCUAUCCUUUCGUCUUCCCCUGCAGCCAAGCCAGCCCUCGCCUCGCCAAUGACAAUCCCAAAGCCUUCUUCUUCUUCCUCCUGCAAGCAGCAGCAGUAGUAAUUGCAUUUGUCAUAAAAACCCGCACUCGGGUUUCCCCGCAGACCGCACACGCUCUCCCCUUUUCCGCCACUUGCUUUUAAACAACUCGUCCUCUCACUCACUUCCCUACUAUUUCACCUGCUUCCGUCCUCUCUCCGAUUUCCACAUCGCUACCAAUUCAGAUUCCUCUACACCUCUCUGCAGAAUCUAUUAUAACGCUUUUUACUCUCUCUCUCUCUCUCUCUCUCUCUCUCUCGCACAAAUCACGUUUCCUUGGAGACUAUAAACAAGGAUAGUUUUUUUUUUUGGGGGAGGGGGUUUCUUACCCUGCUCUGCCUCUCUGCUUCACUGUCACGAUUAGCUGGAAUUUGCCAGGCUCCUUUGUCUUUGUGGGUGGCAUAUAGACUGGGGUUUGAGGAUUUUGGAGGAGGAGCUGGCUGUGGGGGCGUGAGAGGGAGGGACGACAACUACGCCCACGAUCUGUUUGGUUUUAUUCCUCUUAGAAGACGAGUAGAGAGUCGGGUUUUUUUCUUCUUUGGGGUUUUGAGGGAUAAUCAAUCAUGCCAUCAGGUGCGAAGAAGAGGAAAGCUGCUAAGAAAAAGAAGGAACAGCAGGCCUACCACCACCAUCCCAGCGACAGCAGCAAUGGGAACAACCCACAAGGAAACGGUGAUCAAAAAGUUGAAGAUGAGAGGGAUAGUGAUAUCUCUGAGGUGAAUUCCCCAGGAUCAGAAGGGAAUCCUCAUCGCCAGCAUACAUUUGACGAGGGCAAUGGAUUACCCGGCAACACUGGGAUUGCUGCUGAGAAUCCAACUGGAGAAACAGGACGAAGUGAUGAAGCUGCACACCAUGACGAUGAGGUGAUUAAGAGGGAGGAGGAUGGGAAGUCUUCUGAUCAGGAAGUCAAGAACCGUGAGGUUACCCUUGAGCACAUGGAUUCUGAAAAGGCCUCCCAUGGUGACAGAAGCUCAACUAGUAGCAGCAGCAGCUCUUCUGAUGAUGAGUCCUCCUCAGCAGUUCAGGAUAAGCUAAACGAAGUGGUGAUACCAAUUUCUGAAGAAGUUAUCACUGAGAUGGAAGCUGCUGAAGUUGUGAACCCUGAGGUUAUUGAGAUUGCUGAAGGAGGAUUGAAGGAUCAUGAGGUGAAGUUGCCUACAUCUUAUCAGUCUAAUGAAGUGCUAGUGCCUUUGGAUUCUGGUAAAAAUCAAGAAGUUUUCCCUACAUCGGAUCAGAAUGUUGAGGUGGUUAGCGAAACUGUUACCGAAGGUAAAACAUUGGCAUCAUUAGGUGCUGCUGCUGAAACCAGCAUUCCUCAGGGUGCCCGUGCUUCUACUGAAACCGAUGUUAGUGCUGUUUACGCUAAAGACACCAAGAUUUCUGAAUCAAUCGAGAAACAGCCUCUUGUGGCCAACAAUGCUCCACGUUUAGCUCAACGAACCUCCUGGUUUAGCUGCUGUGGCUUAUUGGAUGCAUUUACUAGUUCCGAUCGGUGAUGCCAGGUAAACAUAAAUCCCAACUCCACAUUUAGUUUCCUGUGCAAUCGCUGUUGUGGGCCUUAUUUUCCAAUUGCCUUUUGUUGAAUCAUUGAGCCACAUCCUCUGUCUUGAAUUUUAUGGAUAAGCUGUUAGCUUUCUUCUGUUUCAUUGAGUGGAUAUCCUGGAACCUGGAUGUCGCCAUUCUAAAUGUGCCAGUUGAUUUAUGAGCUAAUCAGAAAACAAAACCAGACACAGUAAGUUGCAUACUUCGCUAGGUUGUAUCCAAUGGAAUCUCCACUCGAGCUGUUUGAGGGAGGAAAUGAUUCAACCCUCAAUGAACGAUUCCAUCUGGAGACGGGCUAUUAUUACCGUGCUUUGAGGAAAUUUCCACGCACCGUGUCACUUAAGUGGGUGGCACAAUCUUAUUGUUUCUUCUGAUAAUUCUACUAGCAUUGAAGUAGCAAAUUCAAAGAUUUCAGUGUUAAAUCCAUGAGAAAUUGUUCUUAAAUCAUUUGCUUUGACUGCAGACACAACGCUCGAUGAAUCAUGGGCAGGCAAUUGGGGAGUAUUUGUUACAGCUCGGAGUUAAAGUCCUUUUGAGAAAGGGAAAAGGAGGGUAAAUGAAUUUCUGAAUAAAGAACGAGGAACAUACUAUAGAGGGAAGCUUUUCUUUUUUCUUACAAGGUUUUAGAAACAUAGCACUAGUUUUAUGGAGUCUCUAGGGUACUGCUUAGUUUACCAUACAGACUAUGUUUCUCUCUAAGGAUGUGUGUUGAUUCUUCAGUGGUGUCAAUAGAACAGUGUGUUUGUUGUACCUGCUUCGCUUAUAUUGAUCAUCAUUGAUCAUCAUCGACGUUUGUUUCAUUGUUGGAAAUGUUAACAUCUUUUAGUCGAUUUUGAUCAUCAACGAGGGCUGUGCAAUGUUUUAGUCGAUUUUGCCAAAUCAACUUUCUGAUAGACUUCAUGUUGAAACUGGAUAAACUCGAAAAUGGUCUGAAUUAUAGAGAAUGCUUGUUCAUCACUUUCUGGAGAGAACACGACCAUGAAUGCCCAAAACCGGUACCAGUGGCAAUUAGCAUUAGUGCCUUGCUGCUUCUAGCAAAGAAGAUACUGGAUCCUUAGCAUUCAGUGCUCCAGGUUAGUAAUAACCGUGAGCAACAAGC